This is a messenger RNA of Apodemus sylvaticus (European woodmouse), 1850 nucleotides long. RefSeq names its product phosphoglycerate dehydrogenase (gene Phgdh). Gene Ontology annotation, molecular function: NAD binding; phosphoglycerate dehydrogenase activity. Gene Ontology annotation, biological process: L-serine biosynthetic process. The transcript has 12 exons. NCBI's taxonomy places the organism in Eukaryota, Metazoa, Chordata, Mammalia, Rodentia, Muridae. The record is from RefSeq and is a predicted model, not a curated record. The coding region runs from base 134 to 1732 and encodes 532 amino acids.
GGAGGGGGAGGAUAAAGGGGGAGCGGGAGAUCGAGAACCCUGCCCAGUCACCCGAGCCAGCCCUGCUUGCAUUUUCCUGAACUAAGUGCUUCUGCUCACCCAGAGCAACUGAUUCUAAGGCCUGGCAGUAGCAAUGGCCUUCGCAAAUCUGCGCAAAGUACUCAUCAGUGACAGCCUGGACCCCUGCUGCCGGAAGAUCCUGCAAGAUGGAGGGCUGCAGGUGGUGGAGAAGCAGAACCUGAGCAAGGAGGAGCUGAUAGCUGAACUCCAGGACUGUGAAGGCCUCAUCGUCCGGUCAGCUACUAAGGUCACUGCUGAUGUCAUCAACGCAGCGGAGAAGCUCCAGGUGGUGGGCAGGGCUGGUACAGGUGUGGACAAUGUGGAUCUGGAGGCUGCCACGAGGAAGGGCAUCCUAGUCAUGAACACCCCCAACGGAAACAGCCUCAGUGCAGCGGAACUCACCUGCGGCAUGAUCAUGUGCCUGGCCAGGCAGAUUCCUCAGGCGACAGCUUCAAUGAAAGACGGCAAGUGGGACCGGAAGAAGUUCAUGGGGACAGAACUGAAUGGGAAAACCCUGGGAAUUCUUGGCCUAGGCAGAAUCGGAAGAGAGGUGGCCACCCGAAUGCAGUCCUUUGGAAUGAAGACUGUAGGCUAUGAUCCCAUCAUUUCUCCUGAAGUCGCGGCCUCCUUUGGUGUUCAGCAGCUGCCGCUGGAGGAGAUCUGGCCUCUGUGUGAUUUCAUAACUGUCCAUACCCCGCUCCUGCCCUCCACCACAGGCUUGCUGAAUGACAGCACCUUUGCCCAGUGCAAGAAAGGUGUGCGAGUGGUGAACUGUGCUCGAGGAGGCAUUGUGGAUGAAGGUGCCCUGCUCCGGGCCCUGCAGUCUGGUCAGUGUGCUGGGGCUGCACUGGAUGUGUUUACGGAAGAGCCACCACGGGACCGGGCCUUAGUGGACCACGAGAAUGUCAUCAGCUGUCCCCACCUGGGCGCCAGCACCAAGGAGGCCCAGAGCCGCUGUGGGGAGGAAAUCGCAGUCCAGUUUGUGGACAUGGUGAAGGGGAAAUCUCUAACGGGAGUCGUAAAUGCCCAGGCCCUUACCAGUGCCUUCUCUCCACACACCAAGCCUUGGAUUGGUCUGGCGGAAGCACUGGGCACACUGAUGCACGCCUGGGCUGGCUCUCCUAAAGGGACUAUCCAGGUGGUUACACAAGGGACAUCUCUGAAGAAUGCUGGGACCUGCCUGAGCCCCGCCGUCAUCGUCGGCCUUCUGAGAGAAGCAUCCAAGCAGGCAGACGUGAACCUUGUGAACGCUAAGCUGCUGGUGAAAGAUGCUGGCCUCAAUGUCACCACCUCCCACAGCCCUGGGGGCCCAGGGGAGCAGGGCAGUGAAUGCCUCCUGACUGUGGCCCUGGCUGGUGCUCCCUACCAAGCUGUGGGCUUGGUCCAGGGCACCACGCCAAUGCUGCAGAUGCUCAACGGAGCUGUCUUUAUGCCAGAGGUGCCACUGCGCAGGGGCCAGCCCCUGCUCAUGUUCCGGGCUCCGCCCUCCAACCCUGUGACGCUGCCCACCAUGAUCGGCCUCCUGGCAGAGGCAGGUGUGCAGCUGCUGUCCUACCAAACCUCCAAGGUAUCUGAUGGAGAGACCUGGCACGUCAUGGGCCUCUCCUCCCUGCUGCCCAGCCUGGAAACAUGGAAGCAGCAUGUAUCUGAGGCUUUCCAGUUCUGCUUCUGACCCUGGGGCUCCGUGGUCCCAGUGCCUCAGGCUCUUCUGAAGAAACCUGCUCGCUGUGACCUGUAGGGAGAGGGGAUGCAUCGGCCUGGACUAAUAUCUAGUAAAGAAUCUAACUUCA